Dipodomys spectabilis (banner-tailed kangaroo rat) is the source of this 608-nucleotide messenger RNA. It is a transcript of the gene Slpi, whose product is annotated as secretory leukocyte peptidase inhibitor. Gene Ontology annotation, biological process: antibacterial humoral response; innate immune response. Gene Ontology annotation, cellular component: extracellular region. The coding region runs from base 30 to 431 and encodes 133 amino acids. Gene Ontology annotation, molecular function: peptidase inhibitor activity. The transcript is spliced from 4 exons. Lineage: Eukaryota; Metazoa; Chordata; Mammalia; Rodentia; Heteromyidae. The record is from RefSeq and is a predicted model, not a curated record.
CUGGUCAUUAGAACCACCCAGCCUCCAUCAUGAAGUCCAGCAGCCUCCUCCUUGUGGUGGUGCUUUUUGCCCUGGGAAUCCUAGCAUCCUGGGUUGUGGAAGGUUCUGAAAAGGGAGCUGUAAAAGCUGGAGCCUGCCCUUCUAGAAGACCUGCCAAUUGCCUUGUCUUUGAGAAACCCAAGUGCAAGUCUGACUGGCAGUGUCCAGGCAAGCAGAAAUGUUGCCGUGACUAUUGUGGCAUUAAAUGUCUAAAUCCUGUUGACAUCUCGAAACCAGUAAAUAAGAAGUCUGGAAGGUGCCCAGUGGUUGAUGCUCAUUGUUUGAUGCUUAACCCUCCCAACCUCUGUGAGACCGAUAGCCAGUGCGAGCGAAACUACAAGUGCUGCCCAGGCAUGUGUGGGAAAGCCUGUGUUCUUCCUUUGUCAGCUUGAUUCCCAUUAUUUGGAGGAGGCGGUGGAUUUGUGGGGUCUGGGAAUUACUUCUCUGAUCCUAAGCUUGAUCCUUUGAAGAAUACUUUGUUUCUAUCACCAAUAUCUUGUUUCUGCAAGUGCUUGGCACAUAGGAGGCGUUUUGGAAAUAUGGAUAAUCAGUGCAUAAAUAAACAAACA